This is a messenger RNA of Lytechinus variegatus (green sea urchin), 3815 nucleotides long. RefSeq lists its product as uncharacterized. The record is from RefSeq and is a predicted model, not a curated record. NCBI's taxonomy places the organism in Eukaryota, Metazoa, Echinodermata, Echinoidea, Temnopleuroida, Toxopneustidae. The coding region runs from base 1505 to 2401 and encodes 298 amino acids. The transcript has 5 exons.
GUCCAUUGAUAGACAAUAGGUAUAGGGAGAGCUAGAAGGAAUAGAGGGUUAAUAGAAUAAUAGGCCGUUAAACUCUGUACAUAACAUGGGAAGGGGUACCGGUCUUUGCCUGUGGCGUGGUACGUAUGAGCAGGGAAUGUAGUGAGGCGACUGUAUUAGGUCACGAGAGUUGAAACCUAAGAGCAUGAAAACCCUAGACAUGCUUAGUUUUUUGGAAGAAGUGGCAUCAGGUGGCUUGGAGAAUGCAGACUUGACAUUGAUAUGUCUGCAAGGCCUGUGAGGACUGCUGUUUUUGGAUUACUGUACAUCUUUGCUUUGGUAUCGUAGCACACAGAAGUCAUUCACCAUCUGGCGCUGGUUGAUUGAAUAUGAUCAAACGAUUGUUCUGCUUCUUAAGCUCAUUCUUAUCGCACAUAAUCCUAUCUUCACGCAUUGAUAGCAAACAGCAGACAAAUUUGCUGAAGCAUACAGGAUCUACAUGGGUCAUCGCAUGUAAAGUUGUGUAUAAUUCAUGAAAGAAGACAGCGAAUGACUCGUACAUGUUCAAUGUACCGACAUAUUCAUCCCUUAAUAGUGUGCAAUAUGUCACAUUUUAUUUGACGAAAUUGACAUCUUGCUGCCUUUUCAUGAUUGGAGUCAAGUUUGUUGAUGUAUUUCUACAAAUAAAGCAUCGAUUGACUUUCUGCUUGCCUUCAUGUUAUGAUAGUGCAAUAUUCAUAUCCCUGCAAGUGCAAUAUAGCAUUGAUCGCUGGAAUGACUUGACAGCAUACAACUUCUACCCCUACAUCAGACCUUGAAGCACAGUUGGACAAUUUUUUUCGAGACAAAGUUGUGGCUUGGAUGAAGUGACCCACAAUUAGCAUCAUCAUCAUCAUCAUUCAGAAUUCUUUGAUCAGAGAUUAUCUUCGCUAGUGUACUUUUCACCUUAGAAUUCAAAACCAAACACUUUGAAUUUGUACACCUUGAUCUGGAUGUAUUUAUAAUGCGGGAUCGAUUGGUGUAAAUGCAGCCGGUGUACCCAUGCAUGCUAUCCUAGUAGCUGUCUUUGCAUUUUUUCUGAGUAUCUUCAUGGAGCAGCAUAUUGUGCUAUGGUUGAGAACUUCCUCAAAGAAAAAUUGACCAUGUUAUUGGUGAGGUGAGCUGGGUCAACUUUUCUGCCCAUCUUUGACUUUGUAGAUAUUCAUAAAGUAAGAAAUGACUUUCAUCAUGAAGAUGCCAUACACUGUAGGUAGUACUGUCAGGAGUGAACCUACAAUGUUUGAUUGCUAAACAUAUUUUAAUCAUAAAAACCUGGCAUUUUACUACAAACAUGCCCCAUGAUCAGUCAGGGCAAUCCACACACCUCAAACUUUGAUUGCCAACAUAAUAGGAGACUCUAACACUGUGUCCAGACAGCACUGAGAUUGUUGUCGGUACUCUGCAUCCAUGGUCUUAUCAACCCUGUGUUUACCUGUUGGGUGAUACUGUUUGAACUUGGCUAGUAGUACCCUCCUGACCCUGUAUCAUGUUUCGUAUGACCUAUCGUCACCGGGAUACCCUCAGCGCGGGUAACUCGCCCCACAAGGUAUACUACACCAUGGAGGGAGGCCGUCGGGUGGUUACUGGUAUGCCAGCUCUAACCAUUGGCUCUAGUAACUCCACAAAUUUCUCCAACCAAGAUGGAGUGCAAGGCAACUCACCGGUGGUCAGCUCUAGCGGUCAGAGCUCGGACCUCGGCCGUCAGAUGUCCAGCGAGGAUCUCAAGCAUUUUGAGAGGAAGCUUGAGAGGGAACGAGAGAAGAGGAUCAACACCGAGCAGCCCCCGCCUCCUAGGUUAGAUUCAAGAGUAGCCCUGAGGUAUAGAAGAGAAAGCCUUCUGUCUUAUUACCCAGAAAAAUUUAACAAUGAAGUGGUUAGUGAAAGUGGACCACAAUUCGAUCUGAACAACCUCAGGAGGAAUGGGUUCCGCCCCACGUCGAAGAACUCCUUCAUGAGAGACCAACCCAACGUUCAUCUCACUGCCUACCGCCACGGCCACGCCCCACCUCCCGUUGAUCCCAUGGCUUCGUUAUCCAUCACAAACUCGGGGCCCCCCGCAUCGAUGUCCACCUCCGGGGUUCCAGGGGCGCUACGGGGUCAGAGCAUUGGUUUCGGGAACAGGGAAAGUAGCGGAGGGCUCAAUGGAAGCACCAUGGGAGGUCAGGGAAGAAUGAGCAACAUGAAGACGAGAACGAGGGCAUCUUUCUUGGCAGGGCAGAGUGAUAGAUACAAACAGAGCCAGUACCAGUUUCAUGAUCCUGUAGCGGGGGCCACCCCUGACUUUACCCAAAGACUUGCAGAGCUUACCUCACUUGAAAGUGAUACAAUACGAUACGAAAGGACUAAGAAGGCCAAGAAAAAAGCCAAACAAGACUCGGGAUGAGAAUACUUUGCGAUUGCAUCAGCCAAUAAAAUAAAGAAAAUGGACUGCAGAGGUUGCUAGAUAAUGGUGGUUUGACAAAAAGCUAGGAGAUGAAGUCAUGUUUAGCAGACUGCGACACUCGUAUGAGCAAACUGUGAGGUUGGAAAGAUUGAAACGCAGCAGAGAUCGUGAAACUUUUGGCAUUUGUUUCCUCAGGAUAGUUAUCAGAGUGCGUAAUUGAGCUUAAACCGUGACCGAUGUACUGAGAGAGAUUGUCAGGGAAAUUGGUCAUAUCUGAACAACUAAUGUAGCUAAUACCAGAAUUUAUUGAGGACUGGAAAGAGCUAGUACAGAAGUGAUUUUGUUUUUAUGGGAAUGUACACAUCUUCUUCAACUCAAAUGAGAAUUGGUUUAUGCAGGUGAAGAGUCAGUCUAAUGUUGAAUUGAUCUGUUUAAAAAUGUUGAGUGUUCACUCUGUACUAACAUUAUACUGAAUUGCUGAAUAUCUAAUUACGAGACUUUAUCAACGUUAUGAGUUGGUUUUAUAGAGAUUUACAUUCAUGGUGAUGUUACUAUGAUGGUAAAUACCAUGGUCCUUGAUUCUGAUUGGCUGUUGAGCCCUGUUACUAAAUGGUAGUUAUCAUAAUUGCAAAGUAAUGAUAUUUUUUAAGUCCUUUUUGACCCAGGCGCUAUACAUGUAUCUGUUAUAUACUUUAUCAACGUUAUGAGUUGGUUUUAUAGAGAUUUACAUUCAUGGUGAUGUUACUAUGAUGGUAAAUACCAUGGUCCUUGAUUCUGAUUGGCUGUUGAGCCCUGUUACUAAAUGGUAGUUAUCAUAAUUGCAAAGUAAUGAUAUUUUUUAAGUCCUUUUUGACCCAGGCGCUAUACAUGUAUCUGUUAUAUCAGUGAUUAAUGAUGGUCACUGAAUGAAUUGGUUGAUUAAAAUUCAGAUCCAGUUUAAAGCAUAAAUUGAAAAUCGAUCUGGAACUGAUACUUGUCAUACUUUCCACAUAAAAUAUAGAUAUCCUUGUGCAAGGAAAUGUGAUAUUACACUUAGAAGUUCUGGAGAAUUUUGGUCUAUUGCUUAUAAUGGCACAAAUUGUAAAUGGUGAUAUUAACCAAUGCAAAAUGCAAGGACAAAUUAUGAUCUAACAAGGAUUCAUACAUAAUUUGGUCUAGGGUAUUGAAAGAGUUUGUUCUGUUACCCAGGAAUGUAUCCCUACAUGUACAUGUAUUACUGUUAGAUGUGUUUCUUAUACAUUUUCAGCAAUAUUUACCAUUAUAUCCUACAUGGGUUAAAUCCUGUAUUUGUUCAAAUAGCAACACGUGACCAAAGAUAUUCUAGCAAUGCUGAUGAAACAAAACACCCAAUAAGGAAAAUUUACUAUUCUGUAAUGUCACAGAUCAUGCAAUCUCUCGAACGCGCCGGUCAGAA